AUGGAAAAUUCCGAGAAAUCUGAAAAUUCCGAGAAUUCUGAAAAUUCCAAGAAAUCUGAAAAUUCCGAUAAUUCUGAAAAUUUCGAGAAUCCUGGAUCUUCCCUACCGAAACUUGGUGCGUGGCCAGCUUCGGAUGAAUUUAACUCUAUUUGGGAACAUACGUUAGUGGUGGAGCAACAAGCACAAGAGAAGGAAAGCGAGUCAUCCGAAGACGAAGAAAUGCCAUCACAAGAGAGAAAUGUUUGGCCGGCAUUAUUUGGAGAUACCACUUCUAUUUGGAAAGCGGUUAAAAAGAAAGAAAGCAAUGAAGAAAAAGUAAGUACAACAAAAUUAACUUUAUAUACACCCUGUCUAUAAACGUAGUAUGAAUAUUUUCGAAGUUCCUAAUCAGUCUCGAUUAAUAAUAACCAUACUAUGACCGCAUUAGGUGGUACAAGAGGGUCGUCCCUUUUGUUCCACCCCACUACUCACCCCUUGCUCACCGAUACGUUGUGUAUUUCAGGAACAGCCGAUGUGCAGCUUAUUUCGAGAAACGGAACGAAAACAUUUCUCUAAGCGCAGGCAAGUUUCACCUAUUAAUUCUUAGAACUUUUCAUAAUUCAGAUGAUUUUGCGACCCAAGAUCUUAGAAAUUUCUCUUACACAGUUAUUAACAAUUCCCAUAAGGGUGUUUUUUCUUAAUCCUUCUCAAAUUUUUAAAAAUUUCUCGUAAUUCAUAAAACUUUCACAAUUCUCAGAAAUUUUUCAUAUUUCGUAGAAACUUGAAAAUUCUAAGAAAAACGUUUUCAUUUUCAGAAUUCUGGCAGGUCUUAGUCCAACAGAGGUAAAAGCAAGCACGGAUAUAUUCGAAGGAGAUGACGAUGAUGAUAUUUUUGCCUGA
This is a messenger RNA of Paramuricea clavata, 879 nucleotides long. The record is from the annotation of a GenBank genome assembly. NCBI's taxonomy places the organism in Eukaryota, Metazoa, Cnidaria, Anthozoa, Malacalcyonacea, Plexauridae.